Molecule: messenger RNA, 1552 nt
Organism: Ilex paraguariensis (yerba mate)
Lineage: Eukaryota; Viridiplantae; Streptophyta; Magnoliopsida; Aquifoliales; Aquifoliaceae
Source: the annotation of a GenBank genome assembly
AUGCGCUGUUGUGAGUACCGUCCCGUGACUUGGACAAUAAAUACAGGAGCUUUCAUUUGCCUAUGUACCACCGACGCUAGGUCGGUACGUAAUCAAUCUAGAGAGACAGAUAGACUGUGCAUCCUCGGUGGUUUGUCUGUCGGGGAGUCAAUCUGGCCGGGAUCUGACGCCACCAUCGCCGGAAAAAUGUCUUCCGGCAGGUACAUGGCGUACUCACCCUCUCCAUCCGCUCCUCACUCUCCUCAUAUCGGCAGUCUGCGCUCCACCUCUUCUGCCAUCAUGGAGCAAGAAAAGUAUCUCUCAGAAUUAUUGGCAGAGCGUCACAAACUUAGUCCAUUCAUGCCUGUGCUUCCACAUAGCUAUCGGUUGCUGAAUCAGGAAACAUUGCGUGUAACCACACUGUUGGGGAAUGCAUCAGUUUUAGAUCAAAGUGGGCUUGAACAUGCUAGCCCCAUAGCUUCAGGAGGAAUAUUUUCAAAUGGAGGAGCCAAUGUGAACAGAUGGGCAUCACCGUUUCAAUCAGAAAUGUCAGGUUUAAUGCAGUCCUCAUCUGCGCAAAACUGGCUUGGUUCGCAAGGUAGCUCAUCUGGUCUGAUUGUGAAGAGAACAAUCAGAGUUGAUAUUCCUGUGGACCAAUAUCCUAAUUUCAAUUUUGUUGGGCGCCUCCUUGGACCCAGAGGGAACUCUCUCAAGCGAGUGGAAGCUAAUACUGAGUGCCGUGUUCUAAUCAGAGGACAGGGCAGUAUCAAGGAUCCUGUCAAGGAAGAGAUGAUGCGAGGAAAACCAGGGUAUGAGCACCUUAACGAACCCCUCCAUGUACUUGUUGAGGGGGAAUUGCCAGUUGAGAUAAUUGAUGCCCGUCUGAUGCAAGCUCGUGAGAUACUCGAAGAUUUGCUCAAGCCUGUGGAUGAAUCUCAAGAUUUCUAUAAGAAACAGCAGCUACGGGAGCUUGCAAUGAUCAAUGGUACACUCCGUGAGGAAGGGUCGCAAAUGGCUGGUUCUGUGUCCCCCUUCCACAACAGCCUCGGGAUGAAAAGGGCCAAGACUAGGGGGUAAUGGGUCCCCUCUCUUUGGUGAGCUUUUGGAGAUUAUGUGUUGGGUUUAUGCGAUUAAACAACAGGGGUUGCUGUGCCAGUCAGUGCCUCCAACUGCCAUCGGGGCACUGGCACCUUUAUGUACCAGUUCUAACUUGUUUCUUUAUGAUAUGGGGUGUGUUUAUUACUUGAGGAAGGUUUACUGGCAGUAAGUAUACUGUAAAUAACCGUUCGAGUUCUCAGGCUUACUCGUGUUUAUCGCUCUGGCAGUUACAGUUAGAUCGUUAUCCAUGAUAGCCUGCUCUAGUAUUAUUUGAUUUGUUGCGAGUUUGUGGUUGGAGUUUUGAUAGGGUAGGUAUUUCAGUGGGAAGUAAAUGUGUGAUUUGUAACCGAUGUGAACUGUGAUCCAUUGUAAUGCUUGUCAAUUGGGUUAUUGUGUUUUGUACUACUGAAUGUAGAAAAGCUACUUCAGACUUUGUAAGAAAUUUUUUUCUUUUUUUUUUUUCUUGCAUGAUCUC